AUAAUAAUGUAAAAAAAAAAUGAUGUAAAGCGUGUGAUACAGAACUGCUGUUGGCAACACUGAUUCUUUUUCAGAAGGAAACCCUAGCAUUAACAAAAAGACAGAAAAUCAAUCCCAAUUCUUGAGAAUCAAGUGGCAGCAAUAGGAAUCAAUUCCGGUUGCAUGCAAUCCCAGUGAUGGCAAAUCUUCCGGUGGAAGUAAUCACCGAAAUCCUGUCCCGUCUGCCGGUGAAGUCAGUGCUGCGGCUCCGCUCCACCUGUAAGUGGUGGCGCUCCCUCAUCGACACCACCCACUUCAUCCUAUUCCACCUCAGCAAAUCCCACACCACCCUCAUUCUCCGUCACCGCUCCCACCUCUACACCGUCGACCUUCAAUCCCUCGAGAAACCCCUCGAAUUUACUCACCCUCUCAUGUGCUACAGCAACAGCAUCAAGGUUCUUGGUUCCUGCAACGGCCUCAUCUGUAUCUCCAACGUCGCCGACGACAUCGCCCUCUGGAACCCUCACCUCCGCAAGCACCGGAUUCUCCCCGCUGACCGCUUCAACCGCCCGGACUCCUCCCUCUUCGCAGCCCGCGUCCACGGCUUCGGCCACGAUGCUGCCUCCAAUGACUACAAGCUCGUCAGCAUUACUUACUUUGUCGAUCUCCACAACCGCACCUUCGAUUCCCAGGUCCAACUCUACACACUCAAAUCCGACGCCUGGAAAAAUCUCCCUAGCAUGCCCUACGCCCUCUGCUGCGCGCGGACCAUGGGCGUCUUGGUCGGCGGUGCCCUUCACUGGGUCGUCACUCGCAAACUCCAACCUGACCAACCCGAUCUCAUAGUCGCCUUUGACCUCACGCGCGAGAGCUUUCGUGAAGUUGAGCUCCCUGCAACCGUGAAGGGAAAUUUCGAUAUGGAGGUGGCUCUGUUGGGAGGGUGUCUGUGCCUGGUGGAGAAUAGGGGAAGCGGAUUUGACUUCUGGGUUAUGAGAGUGUACGGAUCCUCAGAUUCGUGGGAGAAACUGUUUACCAUAACGCAGGACCAUCUUCACAUUGGAUUGCCAAAAUUACAAUCUGUGAGGCCUUUGCUUAUAGACGGAGACAGGGUUUUGCUUGAACAGAACCGUAGCAAGCUCUGUUGGUAUAACCUCAGUAGUGGCGAUGUGAGUUUCGUUAAAAUACCCGGAAUCGGAAACUCCAUCGAAGGCACAGUUUGCGCUGGAAGCCUUCUCCCACCCACUCUACUGAACCUCCGUGACGAGAGCGAGAUGCACGAACUGGGCCACCAGAAGAAUAGGAAGAAAAGGGAUGACUUCCUGUCUAAGGGGUUCAAAUUGACGUUGCACCCUGGUUCAUGGGAAACACUUGGAAUGAUCAGUAACAAAACCACUCUUUUUAAUGCUAAUUUCUGGGACGUUCAAUUCCCUCCCUUUACUGCCCCGAGUUUUCUCAUGUUGUUUUUCUCAGGUUUGAAGAGGGACCAAAGUGAUCCAAGUUCCGAAUGUUCAAUAUCAAGAAAAACCUCAGUGCUGCGGCUCCGCUCCACCUGUAAGUGGUGGCGCUCCCUCAUCGACACCACCCACUUCAUCCUAUUCCACCUCAGCAAAUCCCACACCACCCUCAUUCUCCGUCACCGCUCCCACCUCUACACCGUCGACCUUCAAUCCCUCGAGAAACCCCUCGAAGUUACUCACCCUCUCAUGUGCUACAGCAACAGCAUCAAGGUUCUUGGUUCCUGCAACGGCCUCAUCUGUAUCUCCAACGUCGCCGACGACAUCGCCCUCUGGAACCCUCACCUCCGCAAGCACCGGAUUCUCCCCGCUGACCGCUUCAACCGCCCGGACUCCUCCCUCUUCGCAGCCCGCGUCCACGGCUUCGGCCACGAUGCUGCCUCCAAUGACUACAAGCUCGUCAGCAUUACUUACUUUGUCGAUCUCCACAACCGCACCUUCGAUUCCCAGGUCCAACUCUACACACUCAAAUCCGACGCCUGGAAAAAUCUCCCUAGCAUGCCCUACGCCCUCUGCUGCGCGCGGACCAUGGGCGUCUUGGUCGGCGGUGCCCUUCACUGGGUCGUCACUCGCAAACUCCAACCUGACCAACCCGAUCUCAUAGUCGCCUUUGACCUCACGCGCGAGAGCUUUCGUGAAGUUGAGCUCCCUGCAACCGUGAAGGGAAAUUUCGAUAUGGAGGUGGCUCUGUUGGGAGGGUGUCUGUGCCUGGUGGAGAAUAGGGGAAGCGGAUUUGACUUCUGGGUUAUGAGAGUGUACGGAUCCUCAGAUUCGUGGGAGAAACUGUUUACCAUAACGCAGGACCAUCUUCACAUUGGAUUGCCAAAAUUACAAUCUGUGAGGCCUUUGCUUAUAGACGGAGACAGGGUUUUGCUUGAACAGAACCGUAGCAAGCUCUGUUGGUAUAACCUCAGUAGUGGCGAUGUGAGUUUCGUUAAAAUACCCGGAAUCGGAAACUCCAUCGAAGGCACAGUUUGCGCUGGAAGCCUUCUCCCACCCACUCUACUGAACCUCCGUGACGAGAGCGAGAUGCACGAACUGGGCCACCAGAAGAAUAGGAAGAAAAGGGAUGACUUCCUGUCUAAGGGGUUCAAAUUGACGUUGUGAGCUCGAGCAAAAGAAGAGGACACGGUAUACAGCUGAAACUGGUUUGUCCUGUGAAUUGAAUUGUCUCUUGUUGUGAGAUUAGGCACCCUGGUUCAUGGGAAACACUUGGAAUGAUCAGUAACAAAACCACUCUUUUUAAUGCUAAUUUCUGGGACGUUCAAUUCCCUCCCUUUACUGCCCCGAGUUUUCUCAUGUUGUUUUUCUCAGGUUUGAAGAGGGACCAAAGUGAUCCAAGUUCCGAAUGUUCAAUAUCAAGAAAAACCGUACAUAAGUACAACCUGUUCAUACCAACAAGGAUAAAGAAGAUGCGCCAUGGCCAGUUAAGUUUGUAAUAAGUUUAACCACACAGUGCUACAAACUUGAGUUCACUGAUCCAUGGGUGAGGGGUAUGCAUAUGUGCAUUUAAUGGUUGAAGCUACCCACGUAUACAAUACAAGCCACUUUAAUAGGUAUAUCUCACGUACAGUUUUACAUGAAUAGUGCUCUGUUUGAAGAAAGUGAGUUUUGUUCGCACGAUUGAGAAAGGAAUCGGAACACUUGGAUUUUCUUUCCUGGAUAACUCAAGGAACAAAUUACUGAAGUAAUCUGGUUUUUUAGAGUUACUGAAUUUUAACUACGGAUAUGGACACUCUUUUCACGUUAUAGACAGAAUUAUGGAUCACAUGUUUUACUUUUAGGAUUUCUUUUUGUACUUUAAU
Molecule: messenger RNA, 3298 nt
Organism: Vigna umbellata (rice bean)
Lineage: Eukaryota; Viridiplantae; Streptophyta; Magnoliopsida; Fabales; Fabaceae
Source: RefSeq, a predicted model, not a curated record